This is a messenger RNA of Schistocerca gregaria, 9049 nucleotides long. RefSeq lists its product as uncharacterized. The coding region runs from base 629 to 8785 and encodes 2718 amino acids. The transcript has 10 exons. The record is from RefSeq and is a predicted model, not a curated record. Gene Ontology annotation, molecular function: protein dimerization activity. NCBI's taxonomy places the organism in Eukaryota, Metazoa, Arthropoda, Insecta, Orthoptera, Acrididae.
GAUAACUUUAAUUGAAGGUGUAGUGAAUAGUCUCUUCCUAUGAAAUGAAGCAAAACUAAGUGCUAUUUUAUUGUUGUUACGAGCUUUACGGCGUAACAAAGCAUUACGAGCUAAAUAAGAAUACUUACUUUCGUGUUUUACAUCCGUCCGCCAUUUUGACGUUGCGUUGGUUGAGUUCCUGCUACGCGCCAGUACUUGCUGGCCGCUCAGCACUGUGGGUAAACAUGUCGGCGUGCAGUACGUGUGCGAGCGGAUGACGAGGUGCAAGGUUGUGUUCUUACGGAAGAAAGCUUGCAUUUGCAUUAAUACAACGACUGUGUUCAUUUAUAAGUAUACGAAAACAGAAACUAGUAUCGAUUGCGUCAUAUACUCUACAGGUAAGCAGAUGCUGACAACGAAAAUAUCAGAGAUUAAACAUUUGAUAUAGAAAGUAGACAGAAUAACAAUAAAUUUAUAAAGGCUUGGUAUCUGAAAUUGAACACAGUUCUGCAAGCUCAGCGGUACGAAAUGGUAUUAUGUAAUUAGAUGCCAUGGAAGAAAGGUCCCAUUGAAGGUAGACUUAUAGAUAGAAUACUUAAUUAUAUGAAUUGGUUGAACAAUAGUAAUUACUGUGAAAUGUGACACAACAAUGUGUAGCAGUCCACCAGAACUUGUACAUUACUUGAAAGAUAGGCAUGAAGCCAAAAUAACAGAUGAUGUCAGCCCACCUGAACUGCUGCCAGAGGUAAUAGUAACACGAACCAAACGAAGGAAGCAACACUGUGAUGUGCCUAUUCCAAUAAAGAGACGGCGUGUACAGAAUGUUGCAUUCAAGAAUCUAAAAUUUUCACAAAAAUUAAAGAGAAAGUACCUGCCAAAUAAGUAUACACUUCGAUGCAGUUCAGCACCAGAUAAUUCUAGCACAUUAACUCGAAACAGACAAACUAACAAUGAGGACUUGGAUGAAAAUGUACAACAGCCACACAAGUCUCUGAAAGAGACAAUUUCUGGUGACAGUCUGCCUGCAGAAGACAAGCUUUCUUCAGUUGCUGAAGAAUGUUCACCAGUGUCUUGUGAUACAGGGGAUGCAAUGGAAAUGUCACAACUUAACUCAAAAGAACUUUGUGCUCCUAAUGAACCAGAACUGCAGGAACCACAAGAUGAUGCCAUGAAGGCUUCAUGUGAUACCACAGAAAAGGAGCAACAUCGAAAAGCACAUUGUUUCAACAAUGAAUCGAAACAGACCAUAGCUGAGGACACAUUAAGUAAUGAUGCCCAUAGUAAUGGAGAACCCCCUUUGCUAGAAGAAGCUCUCCAUUCAGAUUUCAGCAGUGAAGUCCCUGAUCUGCACUCUUCAGAUUUAGAAUGCCUUUGGAGUGAGGAAGAGUAUGAUGAUGAAAAUUUUUUUAAAACUCCAAAGUGUGUUAGUACAGGGAAAGAAGAACGUGAUACAAUAGAUGGAUACGAGUUCCUGUCAUUUGAAACUGAGCAUGACAUGGUGGAAUUCACAAAAAUAGAACUAGAUUUUAAAGGCAUAACUUUAAAUGAUGAAAACCACUUUCAGAACGACACAGGCCUGGAUGUAAUGUAUGAGGGCUACACUGACAAUGAAUCACAAGGAGCUAGUCAGGCCAUUGUGCCAACAAAAACGAAAGAUAUUACCAAGAUUAAGGGAUGGAGAACAAAACAGUUUCUUGUCAAUAACAACCCUCCUCAUGCGAGUCGAAGUAGCAGUUGCAGUAGUGCAUUUGACUGGGAGGAUAAAUAUGGGAGCAGUAGUGCAAAAUCUGUAACAGGAGAUGUGAAAGAGUCACAGAAGGACCAGCCAAAAAAUCUAGAUGAACCUGAAUGUGAUGAACACAUGCUGAAGAGAAUGUGUACUCCUACAUUUAGUAUUUCUGGAACAUCUCUAGACUUCGAAGAAUCACCUGUUGACAGAAGUGUUACAGAAAUUAAUAUGCAUGGAAAUGAUACAGUGAGUGAGUUAUCUCUGGAAUUACAGAUUGGAAGACAAAGCAAUUGUUAUCUUGCAGAAAAAACCAAUAGUCAAUACUCUGCAGCUGAGAAUGAUGUUUUUAGACCAUUUGAUGGUGCAUCCAUGGAAAUUUCGCAGGAUUGUGAGAAAUCUGCAUUUAUCAGUGAUGUCUUGGACAACUUUCUUACCACCCAGUCUGAAUUAAAAAUCAGUUUUGAGGUGCCAAGUCUUGCAGCAGAAGAAGCCAUCUCUUGCAAAAGCAAAGAAAAUGCUGUGGAACAGAGACAUAAUGUAUCAGAACAGUUGGAGUCUAAACACUUGAAGCAUGUGUCAGUUCCUGACAAAAGGAAAUUUACUGGAGAGAAAUUAAGAAAAGCAGAUAAAAAGUUGAUAAGUGAGAGUAAAGUAAAAUUAGAUGCUGGCGAUUCAGAUUCUCGAAGUACUUUUGAUGGACACAGUUUCUACAGGUCGGCAGAUAGGACAGAAAGAGGAAUAGAUGAUGCUGAUAUAAGUGAUCUGGAUGAAAUGGAAGCUGAACCACCACGUAGAAGACUGAGACGCUUGAGGCCAACUGAAGUUCCAAAUUAUAAUGAAGAUUCUGUGGACAGUGAUUCUGAAGGUGAAUCUCGUAGGCGACAGCCACACAGGAAGACUAAAAAGGUACCUUAUCUUAGAAGCAGUAGACGUAAUAAGAAGGACAACCGAAUGACAACGAGUGAGUCUGAAAGGGAUUCACAUACUGAUAGUUUAUCCUCUCUGAAAGAGAUAGGUGUCAAUAGUAAACCUAUUAGUAAUUUGAAAAAUGUAGUUAAAACAGAGAAAGUAUGUAUUUCAAAACCACCCAGUAACUGCAACAAAAAUACUGUAACUGGAUUACUUAAUAACAGUGGUGAAACUUGUGAUAUUUCAUUUUCAUUUAUUGCUGGAAUUGGUAAAAAAUUACCAGAACCUGUUAUACAACAGUUAAAUAAAAUUCGAUCAGACACGUACCAAAUAGAUGCAAACUGGGCUAAUUUUGCUGUUUCUGUACUACUCCCUGCCAAAUGGGAUGGUGUUAAUUUACCAAAACAGCGUAUUAUUUUACCAGCAAGAAAAACUGAGUUUAUAUUUGAAGAGAGACUGAAGGAGACCGAUCAUAGCCUAGGACACCAAAUGAAGGCUAGUUGUUCUGAACCUGAACAGAAACUAAAACAGCUAGUACCACACAGAAUUGCAACCAAGAUUUCUAAAGCUGCCAUUGAAACAUCAUCAAGGAAACUAACACUUUUAAAAGAAAAAACACGUUUCCCAAUGAAUAAUAAUCGCUCCACAUCUCCAGAUCCUGACUGCAUAAUUAUAGAGGAAUUUCAGAAAAAAGAAAAAACAACAAACAAGCCAUUAUGUAAAGAGACACAGCUGAACUUCAUUGGCAGUGCACUGCAGAUCAGCAAUGUAAAGAGUGAUAGCAGUGUAAGUCAGGAGGUUUGCGAAGUUGUCAGAAAUAUAUUGACUUAUGUGGCUAAUAAAGAAAAGGGAGAUCGAGUGCAUAAUGACCCAGACACCUCUUACAGUGAUAACUGUACUGGUUUUCAUCGUACUGUUCGACUUGUACGAAACUGCGAAAAGAAAAUUGAAAGUAACCUGGCAAGCAAGAAAAAGAAGACUGUGCAUUUAGUCCGUGAGAUGGAACGACUAGGUGUUAAUGUUAUCGAGAUGAAUGCUGGUCAGGAAACUGUAUGUGAAGAAGAUUUUUGCAGACUUGGUUGUGUUUGCAAAAGUCUGAAAACCUGUAAAUCUCUACCCAGAGGCCACUGUGGAGAAGUAUCAUGUAUGUUUGAUUGUAAGUGCAUUUCAGCAACAUCUUUCAACAAAGAGGAAGUCACAAACAAUAGACUUUUGUCACCUGACAUGUUACUUAGGCUGCAGAAUGAAGUAGGGCGAAACUUGGCAAAGAAAGAGAGAGAAUUUCACCAGACAGUUAUAAAGGGUGAUGAAGGUGUUAUUGUUGUUGGUGGAGAUGGUAAUAUCAGAAAGAAGAGGGACAGGAAACUUCCAGGGAGAUAUAGGGACUCUGUAUUGAUUUCUCAUCUUACCGUCCCUCAGAUUAAAGCACUUGCAAAAAAUGAAGAUGAGAGAACUAAAUCACGUUACAAGUCUGAUUCUUCAGAAAUUAAAGUAGUAGGCUCAAGAGAAGAAAAGCCCUCUCAAGAGAAAUAUCCCAUAGACAAGAUAAAAAUUGAAAGAACAGUGAGUGGCAAACUUCGUUCGCAUAGAAUUCCGUCAGAAAAAGUGAGUACUUCUGCCAAAGCACCAUUGCCAAAUUCGCCAGUGAUUAUUCAGUUGCCAACCGAUAUUGAGGCUCGCAUUGUUGAGGAAGGAGGGAUAUUAGCUCCAUGCAACCCAAAGCUUGUGAAUUCAAAUGCACCUAUUUUAGAAUUAGAGAAAGUGGCUGCCCCAAGUCGUCCUCCUCCUCCCCAGCUAUGGACACCCAAGAAAUCGGUGAUCACCAACAAUUCAGAGCCUGGUACCAAAACGAAAAAUGGUACUGUACCCAUUAGGUCACAGAUAUUGAACAACAUCUGCAUCAAAGAUUUAGAAAUAACUAAAGUUGUGAGCGAGGGAGAGUCAACUGCACAGCCAGCUGUCCAGGAACCUCAAAAUGAUGUUGAGAUCAAAGUAAUAGCUUGUGACUCCACUGCUGUUCCAUCCUCCACCGCGAACACCUCAUUGGAACCUGCAGUACAAGGCAGAGCUGCAGAAGUGUCAGUGAUUAAGAAGUCAGCAAAUGCUGAAACAAUUGCUCCUGAUGCAGCUGCAGAUUCGGAGUCUGGCGUGAUUGAGAAGCUUCACAAUGCAUUGAAAGAAAGGUAUGGAAUAGAACAGUCUUUUGUGUCCAUAAACAAGGUGAAAGGUAUAAAGAAAAGACCAUACUGUAUGGAGCAUGAUGAAUAUGGUUGUGAUUGUAUCAAGAGGAGAAUCCCUCCCAGUCCAUUGUGUGAGCUUAUUAAAUUAAACACUGCUAUUAAAAGACUAUGUUCCCCUCCUUUGUCUGCAGAGCAACGUCGACAGUUGGCGAUUCAAGCAUCAGAGCAGCAGACAAAAUCACGCAAUGUGGCUGUGAAGCGCACAACUCCUCUCAACACAGUUCACGUGCAUAAUCUACAGCGUGAUUCAGCAAGGACAGCAGGCAUUUCUCACACCUACCUUUCUAGACGUGUUCGCAGCAGUGUGAUACGUCUAAAUCGACGGGAACCAAAUCAGUGCCAGAACAAUGUAGGAAAGGUCACUGUGAAAUCUGAGAAGGGUUCAGAAGCUGGAAUUCAGAUUGCAGCUGUCACUACCCUCACCUUAGAAGAAUUCUGUGGACAGAAGCCCAGUGAGGAUGCAGAGUGUGCCACUACUUAUCAACAGCAAGGAAGUGUGAUCAAAGAACAGUUCCCAAAUGCAGUGGACACACAACCGUCUCUAACUCAACAAUCUCCAACUCAACUGUCUCCAGCACAGCAGUCUCCAUUGCAACAAUCUCCAUCGCAAUUGUCUCCACCACGACAAUCUCCAUCACAACAGUCUCCUUCUAAAAGUGAGUCUAGGAAGAAACAGCAGCUAGGUUCGAAGCUAAUAAGUCUUCUCCAAGGCAGCAGCAAUGAAUCUAGGGCAUCAAUUAUCAGUGAGGGUAAUAGUUUUCCAGACUUGAAUACAUUCCCUAAAGGUCAUAUACAAGUGGUAAACUGGAACUUCCUCAAGCAACUUUUUGAAAUGAACAACGUUUUCGUGUGGUUGCGUGUCCUUGAUACUGGAAUGAAACUUAUCAUCACACCAACUAAUAGACAACCAUCACCUCAGUUUAUCAAUCUUAAAAAAAUGCGUAAGCUGCAAGGUUUCCCAUCUGUUGUGCAAAAUCUUGUUAUCCCAGGUCGUAUUGAGAAUUCCAAAUAUGCAAUCUUAAGGUGUGAUGGUUCAUGCUGGCAAAUUGCCGGUACAAUAACAAACCGUGUUAAAGGUACACAGGGAGAACAAGCCGGAAUUCAGGCAGACCCAGAACUUGAAGAAGAUUUGCAGCCAUCUGAGACUGAGCAUUUGUCUCCUGAGGCAUGGACAGGUUCCGGGUUUUCUGUGCCCAAUGACAGAAUUCCCGAUGGGGGGCCGUUUUCUGAACUUCGUUCUAAGAUAUCGCCUGCUCGCUUCAAAGCAAAGAUGUUAGAAUUGCUGGCGGCAGGAGAAUCAACUGAUGGAGAAAUGCGAUUUGAACUGGCAGAUGUAAAUGUGAAUGAAGAAACGUGUUGUGUCACUCAGGGUUUGUACACUUUGCCUCGAGGAGCGGACAAAUUUCACUGGUUUUCUGUACCUCUUGUGAAGAAGUACGAUAUGGUGUAUGUGGCAUCCAAAAGGUGUGGUGUUGAAUAUGAAGAAAUGCUGGACAUGGUUUACAAGUCCAUGCGGGAUAAAGUGGCACUUUGUAAGCCUCUGCUAGAACGACGUGAAGGAUACGUCCUGGUUAAUGAUCUUUCGUGUCCAAAAUUUGGAGUUUAUGCCACGUUUGAAGCCCCGCAGAAAUUGUUGUUUGGUCCGUUCACAGCAACUGAGCAACAUCGGAUAUCGCUGCAUCGACUUGUCAUGCCUCCUAAUCCAGGACCAGCGCAAAGUGUGGGAGGCACCAUUCUUUCUUCGUUACAGAAGUCAUCUCGCACAAAUGUCAUACAUCGAACUCGUAAAGUGCCCUGUGUGUUGUAUCCAAUGAUGCCUAGUCUUGGUUACAUUCCUGCUGUGCGUCUACACACUGGUGAAAUCACUUUCCGUCACUUUUUCAUCAAGGAUCAAGAACUCAUGUUUCCCAACAUGGAUGCUGUCGACACAUGGCUCGAUAAGUUCCUGCAGUCUAGGAUUUUGUAUGUACCUAAGCAAUUAAGAGUAAAAUGGAAAUGUGUUCCUCUUGAAUGUUUUGAUCCAGCCCUCAAGAAAGUUUUUGACACAAAAAUCCUCAAUGGCAAUCAUGUGAUGACAGUCGUAGGCGUCUUUGAUUUGUAUGAAAUGAAGUACAAUAAUGCUGCAGCAUAUGGGCUGAAGAAUUCACUUCUGCACAAACUGAAAGAGAAGCUUCGUAGGCGAGAUGUUAUGGAAGGUUUCAAUGUUAUUGGCCGUGUGCUUCUUGAUCAAAGUGAUUCUGGCCAUAUGUCAAAGUUGCAGCUUCUCAGGAAAGCCAGAGAAGAAAUUAGACAACUUGAGGCAGAUUUUGUGAAACUUUCAUUUGAAAAGAAUCAAUUGAAGAACAAGAAACAGUCUUUACUGAAACGUAUGUACAAGGAUGUGAUGCGCAUGUCAUACAAGGAAGAUGUAGAAAAUAUAGUCAGUGAAUUGAAAAAAGUGUGGGAGGUGAAUGACAGUCCACCUGUUGUGGAGUUAACUGAAAGUGAAGAUGCUGAUAAUAAAGAAAAUAUUUGCAAAGUCCCAUUGUUUUUAUCACGCAAUACUGAAGGCUCAACAGAUAAAACAGAUAGAAAUGAUGCAGUUAUUGACAUUGCCAGUAGUGACAGUGAUCUGGAUGAUUACCUGUCAGAUGAUCAGAUGAUGCCAGAAACUGGACAAAAUGAUGAAAGUGUGCAGAAUAAAAACUCUGAUCCAAACAAAAAUAAGGGAAGUGGAAAGUUCCAAACUCACUCUUUUAGUGCAUGUGAAGAUCAGCAGUUGUGUAGUUCAGGUUCAGAAAAUAUAAGUGUUAAAUUAGAGAGACAGUGCAGCACUCUAGAUCUUAGGACAAUAGACCAAGCUUCCAGCAGUGUUGAAGAAAGAAAGCUUGGAGAUUUAGAACAAACUACACUGAGUGUCAGUAAUCUUAGUAGCAAGAUCAAGAGUGCCUUAAAUAAAACCUCACCGAGUGCAUUAAAUCGGGACCAAAGAAAUGGUGUGGAAGUAAUCAGUCUAUCAGAUGAGGAAAGUGGCUUUGGUGAUAUAAAAAAUUCUUGUUCCACUAAUCUCGAAGUGAAUCCAGAAACGUACCAAACCUGUCACAAAGAAGUGCCAAAUGUUAGUAGUGCAGAAAAGCAUAUCAUAAUUUAUCCUGAUGUACAAACAAAGUCGGUAGUGAAUAUGUUGGGACUACAUAGUAAUGUGGUAAAUUGUGAGCCAAUGCCAUCUUCCUUAUUAAAUGGGAUAGUUGCCUCCAGUAGUUCAGGUGUGAAUAUACAGCAAGAUUUGAAUCCGCCAACCAUUGUGCCAGUCAGUGUUUCACGGGAUAGGUCUUCUGGGCAGUGUAUAUUUAAGAUCGAAGGAGGGAAACUGUAUGUGAAGGGUAAAACUGGAGAAACAAUACCAAUAGUUCCAGGACAGAUUGGAAGUAUACCAACACCUGUUCUGACACUUCCUGAAACUGCUACACCUGCACUAAAUUAUUCAGUAUCACCUCCAACAUACAGUGAUGCACGUGGACAAAUCCUUUCUGUACCUUGUGCAAGUCGUGAUGAUAAUUUUGUGCCAUCUUCAACAGUGUGCCAAGCAACUUCUUCUGUGAGCAGUGUUUCAAGCUGGCAUGUGCCUUGUGAAUCUCCUGUGAUAUCUGAUGCAAUCCAGUCCAAUGUAUUACCUCAGUCCCCAGAUACACAGUAUUUGAGUCCACCCUCUGUCCCAGUAUAUACUUCACCUCAGAUGUGUAAAUCUACAGAGACCGGGAGUGAACCUGUGUCACCAGUGAGUUUAAAGUUGAACAGUACACUUCCACAUCUCAACGUAAAUAGUGUGUCAACCUUAAAUUCUGGAAUAUUACAAGGUUCUAUUUUUACACAAGCUGGAUGGACAACAGAUAGUAUGUUGGCUACAACUGGUAAUUCAGAUGCUGUAAAUCACAGUGAAAGACAAUAAUACAUCUUGCAUCUUUUGAAGUGUUGUGUACAUUGUGUCAUUCUUCUGAAGUGUGAUGCUACUGUCCAGCAAAAUUGCUGCAGUUGAAUACAAUUCCCCAGUAGGUGAACACUAUGAUAAAGAGAAGUGGUACAGUGUGGUACCUGCAAUGAAAAUUUCUGUGAUGUCUGUAAUAUAUAGAUUUUGAUUGUUAAUCUUUUCUUCAAGGUAUCUGUUCAUACACAUGUUUAUGUGCUUCAGAAUAUUAUUCUGUUAUUGUGUGAA